CGCUCGGCUCGCUUGCUCGUUGUUACAGAUGCUGUUGGACCUUUUUGGGAAUUCUGCCACAGCUUCCCGCCUUACAUCUCAAAUACGCCUCCGCCGCUCUUGGCACAUAAGAGCGAACGGGCAUUGCUGAAGGCGAGCACUGCACUGCCCUGUGACAUCAGAAGAGGGUCAUAUGUCUCCCGUUCGAAGGUCAAGUAAAGAUUCUAAUUCAGUUUUCAUUCAGUCGUACUCCUAAUGUGCUUCGGCAGCAAAUCGAGAGCAGAGGAUCUCUCGGCCCAACAGGAAGACUCCAACCCCAACUCAAGACCACUUGAAUCAAUUCCAGCUCCGAGCAACUCAAGCAAAAUGCCACAGGAAAAUUACGCUCCGCCACCUGGCCCACCACCAUCGCACACGAACGUCGAUAGCUACAGUCCUCCCGCGGGCCCUCCUCCAAACAGACAGGACGAUUAUGCUCCUCCCCCAGGGCCUCCUCCUUCACAACAACCUCAACACGAUUGGCAGACUGCCGUGCCGGAUACUUCUCUGCUGCCACCUCCACCUUCAUUCUUCUCGGGAAACCAGCGAAGCUCUACAAAUAAUGCGACGGAAAGGGAAGCGGAACAGGGUGAAGAAUGGUGCAAACGAAAUACUAUGACCGCGCCCAUCACCUUCCCUGAAGCAGCUCUCGAAGCACUGGCUGAAGGACAUAUCGGAGUCAUAACACCUCGCAAUUAUCAAGGCACAUUGGAUCGUCCAAGACCUGGAAUUUGGGCUGGAAAGACGAAGUCAAGUUGUCCAGACUCUUGCAUUACCUCUACGAUUCCACUCUAUUCUGUCAUGGCACAUUUUCCUAUGAGAACAGGGAAAAGCAAAAUAAUAUACUACGAGGUCAGGAUCGCGAAGAGAAAUAGAAGAGAAGUCAGUCUUGCGAUGGGAUUUGGUGCUUCUCCUUACCCUACCUUUCGACUUCCUGGUUGGCACCGGGGUUGCUUGGCCGUUCAUGGUGAUGAUGGAAGCAAAUAUAUCAAUGAUCGUUGGGGUGGAAAAGACUUCACACAACCAUUUAAACCUGGAGAAAACGUGGGCAUUGGAAUGUCCUUCACAGCCAGAGACUUGAAUGCUCCACCAUCAUAUGAUGCCGCUCCAUCCGGAGUUCAAACACCGAUCAAUGUCGAGAUAUUCUUCACGAGGAAUGGUAUGAAAGACGGUGGCUGGAACUUACACGAGGAAGGAGACGCGGAGCAAGACCUGCCUGUUAUAGGACUGGAAGGAUACAACGACAUCUAUGCAGCGAUUGGUACCUUUGAGGCCGUGGAGUUCGAGAUCUUGUUCAAUCCUUCUGAUUGGAUGUUCCGUCCCUGACUAGACUGCUUUAAAGUACUCUUUGGGUGAGCGCGUGCGAGGAAAUAUUGCUGCUUGUAUAUUGCAAUGAUUUUAGCUUUCACAUUUUGGAAGGGUCACAUCGGUCGGAUAUCACAAGACUAGCUCUAUGCCUUCAAACAAUUACUUUUCCAAUGUGGGGAUUCCUGCUAUGGAGUACAUCAUCGUAUUCAUUACAUGACGUCUUACCAUCAGGAAAAGU
Messenger RNA from Mollisia scopiformis, 1564 nucleotides. RefSeq lists its product as uncharacterized. Gene Ontology annotation, molecular function: protein binding. NCBI's taxonomy places the organism in Eukaryota, Fungi, Ascomycota, Leotiomycetes, Helotiales, Mollisiaceae. The transcript has a single exon. Bases 235 to 1344 code for a protein of 369 amino acids. The record is from RefSeq and is a predicted model, not a curated record.